AUGAAGGUAGCUGAUUUGGUAUGGUCAGCAGUAGCUCAACCAAAACACAGGUUCAUAGGAUGGUUGGCAACACUAGGGAAAAUGUUGACAAAGGACAGAAUGAUUGGAAUGAGUAUACAGGUUGAUAAUGUCAAUUGCAUACUGUGUAAUGGGGAUGCAAUGGAAACUCAGGAGCACUUGUUUGUACAAUGUGAAUGGACAAGGGCAGUAAAGCAGGAACUGAGCAGAUGGACAAGGCAUGAUGAACAAACUACAAGAGUGAGGCAAAUGCUGGAGCAGAUAAAAAACAAGCAUUGGAAGCAAUUCAGGAAAGAAGUCAUAGCAGCAGUACACUUAGCAAGGAUAUACUAUACAUGGAGAGCUAGAAACACUAAAAUUUUUCAGGGUAGGACUGUAAAAAUAGAUGAGAUAGUUGUACAAAUCAAACGAGAAGUGAAAGAAAGAAUAGAUUUACUACAUAUGUCAAAGAAAGCACAGAAAUGUAGGGAGUUUAUACGACAACUUACUUGUAAUUAG
Messenger RNA from Nicotiana attenuata, 516 nucleotides. RefSeq lists its product as uncharacterized. The record is from RefSeq and is a predicted model, not a curated record. Lineage: Eukaryota; Viridiplantae; Streptophyta; Magnoliopsida; Solanales; Solanaceae. The coding region runs from base 1 to 516 and encodes 171 amino acids. The transcript has a single exon.